AUGAAGGUUAUUUCUUUGGACCAGAGUUAAACAAAAAUAAAAAUUUUAUAGCAAGUCAUUACUAUUCCUGAUGUUCCUUGCUAAAGACAUGCAAAGGAAUAGUUGGUGUCAGUGUGUACUCAAGGGUAAUGUAGAGAAAAAGGUGCAAUAUGCCCAUUAUGUUAAGUGAAUUAUCAUCAUAUGCAUCUGGAGGAUACUUGGAAUCUGAAUUAUUUUGUAUAAUAAAUUCAUAAAUAAAUUGAAAGUCUAUAGCCAGAUUAUAAAGCCAUUAAUGAAUUACUUAUCAGCUUUAAGUUAAAAAUAAGUGAAGUAAACUUUGUAUUAAGAAUUAGUCCAUCAAAUCGUUAAUUUUGUAAUUGGAAAUCAUUGAUAAGCAAGUGAAUAUGAUUCUGCAAAAGUCUAAGCAAAAAAUUGACUUUGACAUAGAUGAAAUAAAAACUACUUUGAAAAAUUUAGGAAAAACUAGUUAAAUUGAUAAUUUUGGAAAAAAAAGUAAGUUAUCUUACACAUUUUAGUUGUUAAAUUAACCUAAUACUUUGGUAUCGAUCCUAAAACUCAUGAAGUUUACAGAACAAAGGAUUAUGAGGAUUUAUAGAUUUAGAAAAUGACAGACUUAAUAGAAGAAAACUAAUAAUACUUUGAAAAAGUGAAGGAAAGAAUAACUAGAUUAUUGACAAAGACUUUAGAUAAAUUUUGUAAUUUUGAGAUACCUUAAAUGGAAAUGGUUGUUUCAAAAUAAUUCGAACCCAAACAAUUGAGAUGUUAAUAAGUUAUACAUAGAGCACAUUAGAAUUGGAUCAGAAGUGUAUCUAUGUUUAAAUUAAGUGAAAGAGAAAUUUAAAAAGUAAAAGAAACAGCAUAAGGACAAUUGUCAGAAUUUGACCAAUCUUUGCGAUAUGGCUAAAUGGCCAUUGUAACCACUAGUGAUGAUAUGGACAUAAAGGUUUGGCUGGAUUCACCUGAUGAUCAUAAAUUUCAUUUGUUAUCGACUAUAACUGGGGCACAUUAAAGGGAAUUCUUUGGACUUAGAAUUCAUUAUUGCGAUAUUAAUUUAAUUACUAGGUUGAGCAAUGAAAUUUCAUGUAAUAAUUUGAUUUUCAGUGCACAACAUGGUUUAAUUAAAGUUUGGGAUUGGAUUAGCAAAAAAUGUGUUAAUGAAAUAAAGACUCAAUCAUUUUUUACUUAUGAUUUUGAAAUUGUCAAGAUGAAAGAUCUUGGAAUUUGUUUUGCUCAUGGAUCUAAAAAUUCUAUUUAAAUUGUUGAUUUCACUAGUCCAUUUGGAAUGCUUAUGAUAUAAGAAAUUAAUCCAGAUGAAUAAAACAAAGAUAUAAGUACUUUCAGGAAGAUAUCCCAAGUAAAGGAAAAAUUUGAUUAUCUGGCAGUUGGAUUUAUCAAUGGGGUUAUUAAAGUUUUUAAAAAUGAUGGCAAAUUACUCUAUAAAAUAUAGAGAUAAGAUACUGAAUUAGCCUUUUGUGUGGAGUUUUUAAGGAUUGUGUAAAAGAAAACUUAAAAUACUAAAGGUUCUACUGAGCUUUUAGUUAUUGGGUCUGAUUCUGGAUAAAGUACGCUUCAAUAUUAUAAAAGUUAGUGCUUAUGACAUUUAAACCGGAAAAUCUGUUUGGGUUAACAGAAAUUCCCAUACAAGUUUUGUAAGAGGUUUGACUUCCAUUAUAGUUAAAGAUAGUUCUUCUACUAAGACUAUUUUGCUAAGUCAAUCAGAAAAAGAAGGAAGCAUCAACAUAUUAGACGGGUAAUGUUAAAAUUAAACGUAAAUUUAGAGCUAAUGGAUAGUUAUUACAUUCGAUGCAGGAUGCUCUAGAUUCAGGCCUCAGAUUUAGAGGCUUAAGCUCGUAUUAAGGAGUGCUUGAUCCUAUAACUCCUGAUUCUUCAAUUAUUGUUGCAGGAACUUGUAAAGGAACACUACAUAUUUUCACUUUUUAAGAAUAAAAAUAAACUUGA
Molecule: messenger RNA, 1959 nt
Organism: Paramecium octaurelia
Lineage: Eukaryota; Ciliophora; Oligohymenophorea; Peniculida; Parameciidae
Source: the annotation of a GenBank genome assembly